GUGUCCCGCCCGCAGCAGUUUGACGUCAUGGUGAUGCCCAACCUUUAUGGGAACAUUGUGAACAACGUCUGCGCAGGGCUGGUGGGCGGCCCAGGCCUGGUGCCAGGAGCCAAUUAUGGCCACGAUUACGCCGUGUUUGAGACCGCGACCAGGAACACGGGGAAGAGCAUCGCUAACAGGAACAUCGCCAACCCCACGGCUGCGCUGCUGGCCGCCUGCAUGAUGCUGGACCACCUGCGGUGGGCGGGGCUACGGGAAGGGGGAGGGCUACAAUAGGGGCGGGGCUAAGGGAA
This is a messenger RNA of Meleagris gallopavo (turkey), 293 nucleotides long. NCBI's taxonomy places the organism in Eukaryota, Metazoa, Chordata, Aves, Galliformes, Phasianidae. The record is from RefSeq and is a predicted model, not a curated record.